UAUGUCAGAUCCAUCUAUGUCGUGCUCUAAGAUCCGUCAGCAACUUGUGGGCGAAAAACAAGUGGAUAGCCAAUACUGGAGAUAUUCCUGAUGAUGGAACGGACAGUGUCGAUUUAGAUCAACUUGGUGCCAGAGUGCUUGCCAAGCUCCAUCACAUGAUUAACAUUGCAAAGGAGUUAUUUGAUGUGAUGGAUGAAGACGAGGAAAUCAGUGACAGCAACGAAAAGAGUAAUGUUUUUGGGGAGAUCUUGAGUGAGUCCUGCUUGGACAACAAAAGUACCUGUCCCUCACCCGACACUCCGACAUCAUUCCUGCCCGAGCUGAAUCCUCCCAUGAGGCCGCCCGAAUUCACUGACAUCUCUUUCAGGCCUCCAUUUCUUCUACCUCUCCGAAUUCAAGCGGUGAAGCAACUAAAGCUUUUCGACAUGAAGUGUUUCCCAUUCUACACCCUUCCUCAUGCACCAAUGCAGAGCCACAACCGUUUAGAAGGUGGUGACAUGAACAAGAAACCAGACGUGUCGACUCCCGAAAAUGAAGCAGUUGUUGGAAGACUUCCCGCAGAAGAAAGUGACCACGGGACAAAGGAUUUUAGAGAAUCAGAUGGUUUCCAAGAUAUACAAAGUGUUAGUUCAGAUGUGAAGAAGCCGAGACCGGAAGCCUAGAUGUAGCAAUCCUUCCACUGCCGCCACUGCUGCCUCCUCUUCCUCCAGCUACGCCACCAAGGGACUCGUCUUUAUCAUUCAAUAAACCAGAGACAACUCUGCCCCCCACCUCCACCGCCAAUUCCACCAAGUAAAGGAUCAUCAUCAGCUCCACCGCCCCCUAUGCCACCAUCCAGGGGAGGUGCACUGCCACCACCUCUUCCAGGUAGUAUGGCAAAAGCUCUGCGCGCCAAGAAAGCAAAUAACAAGCUAAAGAGAUCUACAAACAUGAGCAAGUUGUACAGAAACUUGAAGGCAAAGGUAUAAGGUGGAGAGAAAAACCAAAA
Messenger RNA from Syzygium oleosum, 988 nucleotides. RefSeq lists its product as uncharacterized. NCBI's taxonomy places the organism in Eukaryota, Viridiplantae, Streptophyta, Magnoliopsida, Myrtales, Myrtaceae. The record is from RefSeq and is a predicted model, not a curated record. Bases 156 to 662 code for a protein of 168 amino acids. The transcript has 3 exons.